Messenger RNA from Indicator indicator, 1044 nucleotides. Its product is annotated as cell cycle control protein 50C-like. Gene Ontology annotation, cellular component: endoplasmic reticulum; Golgi apparatus; plasma membrane. The transcript has 7 exons. Gene Ontology annotation, biological process: phospholipid translocation. The record is from RefSeq and is a predicted model, not a curated record. NCBI's taxonomy places the organism in Eukaryota, Metazoa, Chordata, Aves, Piciformes, Indicatoridae. Bases 1 to 1044 code for a protein of 347 amino acids.
AUGAAAAGCAAGACAAGUUUUCCUCCACAAGGAGAGGCACGUCCUUCCAGAUGUCCAGAUAACACUGCAUUCAAACAACAAAAACUACCAGCUUGGAAGCCCCAGCUUAACAUUGCAACUGUGCUCUCCAGCUUCUUUCUCACAGGCGCCUUCUGCCUCUCUGUUGGAGUCUGCCUCAUACUUUCUGCAAACAGCGUCAGAGAAAUCCAGAUUGAUUAUUCAGAUAAAUGUUCAGAGUGUUCAAAACUCCGUGAAAAUUCCUCUAAUUGGAAUAAAAUAUGCAACUGUUCUGCUAAUUUCACGCUAGAGGAAGAUAUACUGGGUGAUGUUUUUAUGUACUAUGGCCUGCAAAACUUCCAUCAAAACCACCGUCGAUUCAUGAUGUCAAGGAGUAAUGCACAGCUGCUGGGUCGGAAUGCAAAUAUUCAGAACUGCGCACCCUUUGCCACCUACCAAAAUGGGACACCCAUGGCUCCCUGUGGUGCUAUUGCCAACAGCAUGUUCAAUGAUACUAUUGAGCUUUUCUACAAUUUUAACUCAUCUGCUAUUCAAGUUCCACUGCUGAAGACUGGGAACUGUUGGUGGACAGAUAAAAAUGUGAAAUUUCGCAAUCCAAAAUCAUACAAUCUCUCUUCUGCUUUUGCAGGGACAGCAAGACCUCCUUACUGGCAGAAACCAGUAUAUUCUUUAGAUGAGGAAGAUGAAAAGAACAAUGGUUAUCUCAAUGAAGACUUCAUUAUCUGGAUGCGAGUGUCAGCCUUUCCCACGUUCCGAAAUCUUUACCGGCGUGUCAGGCGGGUAAGGUACUUUGCAGAUGGCCUUCCUGCUGGGAAUUACACUUUUCGUAUUUCCUAUAAUUUCCCUGUUACCAAAUUCAAGGGGAGGAAGCAUGUGGUUCUUUCAACCGUGGUAUGGAGCGGAGGAAGUAGCCCAUUCCUGGGAAUUGCCUAUGUGGUUACUGGCUCAGCAGCAACCCUGACAGGUUUUGUGAUAACUGCCAUCCAUUUAAAGCUCAGAAAAAAGAAGAUGUACUUUCAGAAGUAA